Molecule: messenger RNA, 878 nt
Organism: Cercospora beticola
Lineage: Eukaryota; Fungi; Ascomycota; Dothideomycetes; Mycosphaerellales; Mycosphaerellaceae
Source: RefSeq, a predicted model, not a curated record
AGUAUAAGUAAUAUCAAGCGAGUUCAUUCUAGCAGGUACCAUUUCACGAUUUCGACAAGCGUAUGAAUCCAACGAGGCCCGGCCAUUGCACGACUUCGAGAAGCGUAUAAAUUCGACGAAGCCCGGCCGAAUUCAUGCGAUUGUUCAUAUCAAUUUUGGCGAUUAUCCUUGCGGCACUCACACAAAUCGACAGCUUAAACCAGUACAUGCGUGGCAUUCUACGAGCAGCAAGCAACCUCAGCAGACCUAUUCGAAACAACAGCAGUCACUUCAAUACUAUGGCGAACUCGAAACAAUGGGUUGGAUACCCCGUCAUCCCUCCGGAAGACCCUUCUCUCAAUGCAGCCAAUCCUACACCACGAGGCAUUUCUCAAGUAUUCGAAGCUCGCGAACAGGCGGAAGGUGCUGGCGCAACAGUACGGCGGAGCAUUGGUACCCCGAAGUUGCGGAAUUUCACUCCAUUCUUGAUGCUUGACCAUUUCAAGGUCGAUGUUGGCGCAGGCUUUCCCGAUCAUCCACAUAGAGGGCAAGAGACCAUUACCUAUUUGUUGGAAGGAGGCGUAGACCACGAAGACUUCACGGGGAAGAAGGGGACGUUGUUUCCUGGUGAUUUACAGUUUAUGACCGCCGGAAGAGGUGUCGUACAUGCAGAGAUGCCCCACGACAAUGGCAGUGGCAACGCACAAAGUUCAGUCGGACUCCAGCUCUGGGUCGUGAUCUAAAGGCUUCGAAUACAAAUCAGCAACGGACAAAGUUCAAAAAUAGGACAAAAAAAAGAGAUCUCUCGAGGCUGCUAUUGGGAGUUCGAACGACUUACCCGGGGGAUUUUCCGUUAGCUAUCUGUGCGCCUCAUUUGCUGCCCGUUUUGCUGCCCGUUU